Messenger RNA from Myripristis murdjan (pinecone soldierfish), 5842 nucleotides. Its product is annotated as testis-expressed protein 2-like. Gene Ontology annotation, molecular function: lipid binding. Gene Ontology annotation, cellular component: endoplasmic reticulum. The transcript has 13 exons. Lineage: Eukaryota; Metazoa; Chordata; Actinopteri; Holocentriformes; Holocentridae. The record is from RefSeq and is a predicted model, not a curated record. Bases 319 to 3624 code for a protein of 1101 amino acids.
UUUCAGGAACUGUGAAUUCAGUUAGUCAGUUGUCAACAGGCUGAGCGAGGAAACCAAGCGUAGAAACAGCCUCGUACGUGGAGCUGAUAACACGCCGUUACGUUACCGUGUCGUUAAGAACCCGUCUUCGUUUACCGGACGGUCAGUCCUGUCGGCCCGCACACAGCAAAAAUGAAGUCUCCCGGACACGACGCCCCUCUGAUCACGAUGUGCAUGUGAAACUCGACCCUGCAGUACUUUGCCAAAGGCAGAUGCAAGUCCCAGGCUGGAUUGAAUGGCACUGAUGCUACGAGACUGUGACUCAGCAGGAGCACUGCGAUGACCAGCCGGCAUAAUAGCCAUGCAGAGAGAGCUCACUCCACAGCCCCACGGCCGGCUGGCGUGGCCCCCAAGCUCCAAGUCCAGCGCUCGCUGUCUAAGGAGACCAUCACAAUCCACUUCUCAGCUCUUGGCAAGGAGGAAGAGGAGGAGGAAGAAGAACUAUAUGGGACAAAUGUCUCAACUACCUCUGCUGCUCAGGAUGACUCAAAUGUUGUGACAGCCUUAGAGGCAAGUGAGGAAAUGUUUGAAGGAGUGUCGUCAGAUUCUACAGCUGAGGUUCCCAUGGUUCCUCCAUCAUCCAGACUUUCUGCAGUUCCUGGACAUCAGAAUAACAGUUCUCCCGCACAAAGUCCAUCGUUGCCUCCUGCUGAGCAGAAAAGUGUAAAUUCAUCUCCCACUAAAUCUUUGAGUUUUCCCUCCAGUGACAAACCCUUCCUCAGCUUGGUGAAGUCUCUCUCUUCUGAUAUUGAGCCUCGUGAUGGUGUCUCUCCUGUUGCCCAUCCUUCAGUAAGGCAUAGGCAUCUGAUGAAGACCCUGGUCAAAUCCUUAUCUUCGGAUACCUCCCAGGACUCAUCAUCCUCUUCAUCGUCACCCUAUCGUCUCCCAGAAUCCCGCCUCAAUCUUCAAGUCUUCAAGCAAUUUACACAAUCUCGGAUGUCUGCUGCUACCAUGUCAUCUGCCAGUGAUUCUAAAACUGCCCCUUCCUCUCCACUAACCUCCCCAGAUAGCCGUAGCUUCUUCAAGGUCUCAGAAGUUGAGGCACGUAUUGAGGACACUAAGCGGCGUCUUUCUGAGGUCAUCUAUGAGCCGCUUCAGCUGCUGAGUAAGAUCAUGGACGAAAAGAGUGGCAGUGUAGUUAACAGCAGCAGCAUUUACCGGCCCAAGGCCCUCUCUGCCAGUGCCUCAGAACUCUCUAACAUGGCCUCCAUUAACGGCCACCUUGAGAGCAACAACAACUACUCCAUCAAGGAGGAGGAAGGAGGUGAUUGGGAGGAUGAGGGCCUCAAUAGUGGGGCCUCCAGUCAGGUUGAAUCACCUGCCCUCAACUCUACUGACAUUAAAAGCCCCAACAGAUCUUUAGGUUCCAUGUCAUUGGACAAGUGUUCUAUGUCUGCUUUAGCCAAACAGGAGGAUGAGGACUUUUGCAUCCUGUACAGUGAUGACUUUGAGACUUGUAUUGAAACAGACGGUGAUGGUGGUGAUAGAACUGACAAUACUGUAAGUGGUAGUCGAACUAAAGUGCCACUGAGUGGUAGUACUGAACCAUACAGUGAAGAUGAAUCAGAGAGUAUCGAGCUGGCACCCAGUAUUCCACAUUAUACUCUUGUGAUCCUAACUGCAUUGGUAUAUGGGUACUUUGUGCUACCAUUGCCAACUUACAUUGGAGGAAUGAUGCUUGGGAUUGGGCUGGGAUUCCUUUUAGCCAUAGCUGUGGUGUGGUUGGCAGGACCAAAACCUUCUGGCCAUAGUUUGAGACAUUCCAGGCGUCAUGGGAAGAUGUGGAACUUGUCCCAGUUGGACAUUAAGGAGCCAGAAAUCUUUAAGGGGUGGAUGAAUGAGAUAGCGAACUAUGACCCAGAGACGUACCAUGCCACGCUGACACACACUGUCUAUGUUCGCCUGGAGGGCUCCAUCCUUCGUCUGUCCAAACCCAACCGCAACAUUGCCCGCCGUGCUGCACACAAUGAGCCCAAAGCUGAUGUCACCUACAUCAGUCAGAAGAUCUAUGACCUUACCGACAGCAAAGUAUAUCUAGUGCCUCAGAGCCUGGCCAGGAAGCGUAUAUGGAACAAAAAAUACCCUAUAUGCAUUGAACUUGGCAAACAGGACGACUUCAUGUCCAAGGCUGAGGCUGACCGGCUGGAAACCACAGAGGGCCGGACAGCCGCUACCACAGUCAAAGGGGAUGGAUGGGAAGGGGCUGGGGGAGCACAGGAGCGAGGUUGGUCAUCAUCUUCCAGUAGAGACCUGACCCUCUAUCUGUUUGGGAGGACUGGGAGGGAGAAGGAAGAGUGGUUCCGGCGGAUUCUGCUAGCCUCCAAGCUGAAGAUGGAUUUGAAGAAAGCUGCCAGUGCUGUGGGAAGUAAAAAUGCCCUAAACACUCACAGUCGCAGCAGCAGCCGCGGCAGUCUGGACGAGGCACUAGCAUGUCAGCCCAGGUCAAAGGACUCCUCAGUCUCCUCAGUGGCAGCAGGCAGCACCAGAACCAAGCCCCUGCUGGACUACAGUGUCUACAUGGCCACUCUGGUGCCAAAGCAGGCGGUCAGCCCCACUGCUGCCAGCCCAGUCCUCCAGAGUCCACAGAGCAGCCCUGGGGCCAACAAGAAGCUCACCAGCAGCCCCGUGGUGCAGCCCAGGGAGGAGGAGUCAGUUGCCUGGGUGAAUGCGGCUGUGGGUCGGGUGUUCUGGGACUUCCUGAAAGAGCCCUACUGGGCUGAACUGGUCUCCAAGAAGAUACAGAUGAAGCUCAGCAAGAUCCGGUUGCCUUACUUCAUGAAUGAGCUGACACUGACAGAACUGGAUAUGGGUGUGGCCACUCCCACAAUCCUCGGGGCCUCCGAACCUUCCAUUGACCAUCAAGGUCUGUGGUUUGACCUCGAGAUUUCCUACAGCGGCUCCUUCCUGAUGACUCUGGAAACCAAGAUGAACCUCAUCCGCUUGGGCAAGGAGGGCGAGGGCUUCCGCAUAGGAGACAUCGGCAAAGAAGGAUACAGGCCACGGUCCUACUGCCUGGCCGAUAGUGACGAGGAGUCAUCCAGCGCGGGCUCAUCAGACGAGGAGGACACCUCAGAGCUCACAAAUGACUCUCCUGGAGCAGAGGGCUUGGUUGGGGGCCACAAACCCAGCAAGAUCAUGCGGUUUGUGGACAAGAUCACCAAGUCCAAAUACUUCCAGAAGGCCACAGAGACAGAGUUCAUCAAAAAGAAGAUGGAGGAAGUGUCCAACACACCCCUCUUGCUCACAGUGGAGGUCCAGGAGCUGCAAGGGACGCUGGCUGUCAACAUUCCCCCUCCCCCCACCGACAGGAUAUGGUAUGGCUUUAGGACUCCGCCUCACCUGGAACUGAAGGCACGACCUAAACUGGGAGAACGAGAAGUGACUCUGGCUCACGUCACAGACUGGAUAGAGAAAAAACUGGACCAGGAAUUCCAGAAAGUCUUUGUAAUGCCAAACAUGGAUGACGUGUGGCUGACCAUCAUGCAUUCGGCCAUGGACCCGCGCACUGCCGGAGGACCCUUGACUGGCUCCUUAGAUGAGCCGGAGCCUUCCCAGCAGGAGAGGGGUGCCACCAGCCAGCCGUGAAGAAUUGUUUACAGUAUUUCUUAGAGCUUGUGAAGUCUCAAAACGGGGACUGGAGCCAAAGCCGAUGGGUCAGACGCUACCAUAAUGCAAACACAUUCCCAUAGCAAGAGAGGUAUCUCAGUUGCCAUAGUGGAGGCCAUAUGAAUUUUAAAGGAGAAAGGUAGCGUUAACCAAGGAAACACUAAAGACAAACUGUUGCUUGCUGCUCUGUUCAGUACUUUUUUAUCACAUCAGAUUAAAAGAUUUUUCUUUAAAGGAGUCAUAUAACUGUAACAGCCUUUUUACUAGGGACAAAUACACUUGACCUAGAAUGGAGGGUGGGUAUGAGGAUAUAUAUAUAUAGAAACUGCAUAAUGUCCUAUGAACAUAUUAAUAUGGAAGCAUUCACCAGUUACCUUACAGCUUGCAGAAAUCAGAGUUUCUGUUGAGCUUGCAAGAAAUAAGUAGAGAAUGAGAUGAAACAGCACGUAGACUGGCACACUUAUCUGACAAACGAGUGAUUGGCAGCCUGCACUGUUGUAGCAGAAUGUCAUGGGGAUAGUGAAGUCUUCUUUUAUUAUAGAAAUGCUGUGAAUUGAGAGUUUUGGUAGUAUGUUGAAAUUAGGGGUGUAUCUUAGCAAUUGGCUGACUGGCGUGCGUGUGUGUAGAAGGAGUUAGUAUUCUAAAGAACUAGGUUCCGUUUAAGUGUAAUAGAAAAGUGUAUUUGGAAAAGCUCAGAUACUUGAUGCUAUUUGCCAUAUGAAACACAACACUUGCAGAUGACAUUGUUGGCGGUCUGUGAUCAGGUGUAAACUAACAGUAUUCACUUGCGCUGGGACCACACACCCUAAACCCUGUGACUUGCUAAGACCCGCCUUUUCAUGCCAGUGACAACCUUAUCCAUGUCUGUGUGGAGGGACGCUGGAAGCCAAGGCUAAAGAAUAUACCUAUUUUAUCUAGGCUAAGUGUCUUCAGUUCACCAUGUAAAUUCCAUGCUAAUUACAAUAACAUGGACACAAUAAGUGCAAUGAUAGAAGUGCUAUAUAGGUGGUAGCGUGGUCUUGUAAAGACACUAUAUUGAAAUAUAUAAAUAUAUAUCUAAGAAGAAAUAUGUUUGACGCCUCUAACACCUCUGUUGAAUGUAUGGAUGGAUGUUUUUGGUCCAUUUUUUACGUAUGAAAACAGUUUUUACCCAGCCACCUUUUGACUGGGGUAUGCAAAUUAUUGCACAGACACAAAUGAAAGAAGUUUUUGUUUUUGGUUUGAUUUCUUGUAAUAAACACUAUCUCAUCUAACAGGUAUGUUUUGCAGAUGUGCUAUUCAAUCAUUGUUUUGGCUCUAUUUGUGGAGUACCAGGUGGUGUAUUUAUUUAUGCAUCAGUCUCCGAUGCUCAUGAAUAAUGUAGGCUGUCAAUUUUAAUGACCAAUUUGAAUAUUUGUCAAAGCUUUGAAAGGAGUCUACUGUAACACUUAAAUGUGAUUUAACGACACUUAGAUGAAGUUAUGGUACAUAAUGUGUAGUUCAUCACCAAAAAUGCUUUGGCCCAUCAAGUGGUUCUUUACUGAGAAUAGCUUUUAGCUGUACCAUAUUUAUAAUUCUAACCAAAAUCUUUGGACAAGGCCUAAAGUGCCGGAUCUCUCUCUCUCUGCUUUAAAGUACAUAUCCCAUAUUGAAAGCCUUGUGAGAUAUUUUUUUGCAAAUGCACAAUAUCUGCAGUGGCAUUGUUUACAGGAAUUCAUAUGUUGUUUUCAUUUACUGCUUUCUUCUUAGGAAACUAAAGCACUGUAAGGCACCACUGAUUUAUCUCAAUGCUUAUCUUUCCUUUUUCACCCAGGUUCUUUGGUUUCUUUUAGUAUUUCUUUGUGAAAGACUACAUCAGGUGGAUUAAGGAUGUGUUUUUGUCUGCUUCUCUGGAAUAAACAGAAAUGAAAUAAGAUUUUUGAGGAUAUAUGAAGAUCAUGUUGUGAUUUGUAUUUGUGAAAUGUCGAUGAUUUUUUUAAUAUUGCCAUGUAAUUUUAAGGCCAAAUCCAGUGAUUAUGUAUAUCUGCCUCUUAUUUAUAGAGCAAAAUAAAUCUGUUUAAUAAAUCUGUUUUUGCUUUUGCAAAUGUUUAUUUCAUAGGCCUUUUUCUCUCAUGGAGACAAAUCUCUUAUACAUUUUGUAUUCUGAAUUGUAAUGCAAAAAUGUGGUACAAAUGGAUUUAAAAAAAAAAAAAAAACUUGCUUGCUUUAUAAUUAUUUG